AUGGCAGAUCCUAGCUUCAGGCAAUCAGUCGGUGGACGGCGUUUACUCGUUUUACUCUUGCUACUGAUAAUAAUAUCACUAGUAAUUGCAAUAAUAGUGAUAGUUAUUAAUACUCAUAGCAAUAGAAAGAAACUCACUACCUGUGGUAGAAAAGAGAAAGGACAGUAUGGCCACAUUGAUCUAAAAGAAUCCGACAAUCCUUCUGUUUUUCGCGAUUUGACUUCAAAAGAAAUUGAAGCUUUAAUGAAUUAUUUACAUAGGCAACAUAGUCUUAAUUUAGUCAAAGCAGCGGACAUGAAAGUAAAUUCUAGUUAUGUUUACUCGUGCGAAAUGCAUCUACCUAGCAAGAGCUCAGCCAUUGAUCAUCUUGACAAUAAUGCGAAAAAGCCUCCAAGGGAAGCGCAUGUCAUUAUCUUCAGAGGAGAUAAACAAAAACCAGACAUUGAAGAAAUAAUCGUUGGUCCUUUACCCAAUCCAACUGGUCAUAGACCUGUUCCACAUAAAAGGAAGUCAAUUCCUUUUAUAUAUCGGCCCACGACCGGACCGGAACAUAUCGCGGUAAUAGAUAUGCUAAAUGUAAAAAUCGACAACCUUCUUGGAACAAUGCUUGAAGAGUUGUACGGGGGACGACUUUUAAAUUGUGAUAGUAAAUGCUUAAUCAUUCGGUACAUAACACCGGUAGCGUCUGCACUGUCUGGGGAAAGAAGACGUAAAACAUGGUAUUGGGUGUCGCAAUUUGCUGAAUAUUACAUCCUACAUCCUCUGGAUUUUGCUGUAUUGGUAGACAUGGACGUAACGAAUAAUACAAUAGAAAACAUAUGGUUUAAUGGACAACUUCAUGACAAUCUAUUGGGUGUUUUAAAUUAUUACAGUGCAAAUAAGGGUUCUAUUACUAAAAUUCAGUUUCCAAAUGUGAACACUGAUAGUGUUUCUGCAGCGAAACAACGCGGCACACCACCAAUUAGUCCUCCUUUAAGAAAUCCAGUACAAGUCUCACCUGAUGGAAAAAGAUAUAAUGUGAACGAUCGUCAUGUUAAUUAUAUGUCCUGGGAAUUUGAUUUCCGGAUGUCGACAACAAAAGGUCCACAAAUAUAUGAUUUAAAAUUCAAGAAAGAAAGGAUAGCAUAUGAAAUAGGCUUACAAGACAUUGCCGUCUUUUAUUCAGGGUACAAACCCAUGCAAGCUAUGGCUAAUUAUUUAGAUAGUGUAGGGUUACCCGGAUCCCGUGCACAAGGUUUAGUACCUGGUGUCGAUUGUCCAAAGGACGCAACAUUUGUAGGGACGACGUUGCUGGUGGAGUCCGAUGGUCCUUUUUCGUAUGAAAACGUAUUCUGUCUGUUUGAAUAUAAUACAGGCAUGCCAUUACGGAGACACCACUCCUACUCAUUUAAUUAUGGUAGGUUUUAUGAAGGAAUGGAAACGACAGUACUGGUUUUGAGAACAAUUAUCGUUAUUAUCAACUAUGACUAUAUUAUCGAUUUCAUAUUGUAUCCAAAUGGUGCAGUGCAAGUAAAAGCCGUUUCCACUGGCUACGUAUCAGGUACAUUUUAUACUAAAAAGGAAACAAAAUACAGUUUUAAACUUCAUGAGAAUUUGGCAGCUAACAUACACCAUCAUAUGUUUAGUUUUAAAGCCGAUUUAGAUAUAAAAGGAAAUGAAAAUAGAUUUGCGACUGUUGACAUUGAAACGGAAGAUUUACCGAAUAAAUUUUCAAAAAACCCAGAUUCAAGAUUAAUUCAACAUAAAUUUUCUUCAACUCUUAAGAAAACGGAAGAGGAAGCUUCGUAUAAAUUUGAUUUUGAAACUCCAAAAUAUUUACUUCUUUACAAAGAAGAUGACAAGACAAGGAAAUCUUACAAAAAGAGUAAAAGUUAUCGUAUACUGAACACGGGAAUGUCUAAACAAAUCCUACAAGAGGGCAAAGGUAACGAACCUAGUAUAAGUUGGGCUAGAUAUCAAGUUGCAGUGACCAAAUAUAAAGACUCAGAACCCACCAGUAGUUCUAUAUACUCAAUACUAGAUGCUGAAGACCCAGUUGUACAUUUUCAGAACUUUAUUGAUGAUAAUGAAUCAGUUGUUGAUGAGGAUUUAGUAGCAUGGAUCACUAUGGGAGUUCAACAUAUUCCACACACUGAAGACUUGCCAAUUACCACUACCCCGGGGAUGGAAGUAAGCUUUUAUCUAUUACCAUACAACUAUUUUGAUGAAGAUCCAGCAAUAUCAUCAUUGAAUGCUGUUUGUAUAGAACCAAUAAACAAGCUGAAGCAUAAGACAUCUAUCAAAAUAAACCGAUAUGGUGUUGCGCAAAAUUUUGAAUGUCUGCCAGAGGAAGACAAAUACGAUGAAGAAAUUAAGAAGAAUCCUUCUAUAAUCCUUGAUGCUUGAUCAUGAGAAGACAAUGUCGCUUUACAUCGAUAUUUGCUGUCUUCGUUUAGAAUAAUUGUCAGACAUAUUAUUUGAUAACGUAUAUGGGUUUUUUGGUUGUUUUUUGGUAUUCAUCAAUAUAUUGCUUGCUG
Molecule: messenger RNA, 2516 nt
Organism: Mytilus trossulus (common blue mussel)
Lineage: Eukaryota; Metazoa; Mollusca; Bivalvia; Mytilida; Mytilidae
Product: putative amine oxidase [copper-containing]
Exons: 2
Coding region: 1-2385 (794 amino acids)
Biological process (GO): amine metabolic process
Cellular component (GO): plasma membrane
Molecular function (GO): quinone binding; primary methylamine oxidase activity; copper ion binding
Source: RefSeq, a predicted model, not a curated record